This is a messenger RNA of Dentiscutata erythropus, 2745 nucleotides long. The record is from the annotation of a GenBank genome assembly. Lineage: Eukaryota; Fungi; Glomeromycota; Glomeromycetes; Diversisporales; Gigasporaceae.
AUGAGCCAAGCAGGAAACAAUAUUAGAGUUGUUUGUCGUUUUCGACCACAAAAUUCCCGUGAAAUUAGGGAAGGUGGUGUUCCUAUUAUUACCUUUGACGACAAUGGUGAAUCUUGUCGUAUGGAGGGUAAAGAAUUUCAAGGAAAUUUCACAUUUGAUAGAAUUUUUCCACCGGAAACCUCUCAAAAGAGUGUGUUUGAGGAAUCUAUAAAACAUAUUGUCGAUGAGGUUAUCAGUGGUUAUAACGGAACCGUAUUUGCCUAUGGGCAAACAGGUUCUGGUAAGACUCACACUAUGAUGGGAAACAUGGACGAUGAAGAAUUCAAGGGUCUUAUUCCCCGUAUUGUGGAACAAAUUUUUCACAGCAUAAUUGUUUCUCCACCAACAAUUGAAUACACUGUAAAAGUAUCUUAUAUGGAAAUUUAUAUGGAAAAAAUUAGAGAUUUACUUAAUCCCCAAAACGAUAAUUUACCAGUACAUGAAGAAAAAAAUAGAGGUGUUUAUGUGAAAGGCCUUUUGGAAGUUUACGUUAGUUCCGUACAAGAAGUGUACGAAGUAAUGAAACGUGGUGGUAGUGCUCGUAUUGUUGCAUAUACAAACAUGAAUGCCGAAAGUUCAAGAUCGCAUUCCAUUUUUGUUAUUACUAUCAAUCAAAAGAAUCUUGCCGAUGGUAGCGUAAAAAGUGGUAAACUAUCUCUUGUCGAUUUGGCUGGUUCCGAAAAGGUCGGUAAGACAGGUGCCUCUGGUCAAACUCUUGAAGAAGCUAAGAAAAUCAACAAGUCUUUAUCUGCAUUGGGAAUGGUUAUUAACGCUUUAACUGAUGGAAAAUCAGCACAUAUUCCGUAUCGAGACAGUAAACUUACCAGAAUUCUUCAAGAAUCUCUUGGUGCAGAAACAUUGAGUACGUUAAGAUUCGGUAUGAGAGCCAAGUCUAUUAAGAAUAAGGCUAAAGUCAAUGCCGAACUCAGUCCUGCAGAGCUUAAAGCUCUUCUUAAGAAGGCCAAGAAUGACGCUGUUAGUUUCCAACAAUAUAUUGCAGCUCUCGAAGGAGAAAUUGGCAUGUGGCGUUCUGGUAACUCUGUACCAAAAGAGAAAUGGGUCUCGAUGGAAAAAGUUUCAGGUGCUCCAGCUGCACCAACUACACCAACUUCUGCUACAAAUCCACAAUUGGAAGGUGUCAAGAAAGCUGAAGUAGACUCAAGACCAGGUACUCCUGCUCCAAUUUUAGAAAAAGAUGAACGAGAUGAAUUGUUGAAACGGGAAAAUGAACUUAAUGAUCAGAUUGCCGAAAAAGAAUCUGAAUUAGCGGCCAAGGAAAAACUCCUUUCUGAGCUGAAGGAGGAACUUGAGUCUUAUAAAGAACAAGAAGAUACAAUUACCAAGGAAAAUAAACAAAUGACAAGCGAACUUAAUGAGCUUAAAGUUCAAUUGGAAAAAGUCACAUAUGAUCAUAAAGAAGAUGCUAUAAUAAUGGACAGUUUACGUGAGCAAAAUUCAGACUUGACUACUGAGAUCGAAGAGCUUAAGAAAUCAAUUUCUGGACUUAAACUGGCUCAAAGAGAAGGUGAUAAAGAACAAAAGAAACAAGAGAAAAUGGCUCAGAUUCUUGCAGAGCUUGAUCCAUCUGGUGUGAUCUCUGCUAAAGAGAAACAAAUUCGUGACACUCUACUCAAAUUUGAAAAAGUCGAUGUAGAAGGUAGCACUUCGCUUACUUUAGAAGAACUUGCGACUGUACGUCGUGAAUUGGCUGAAUCGAGAGAGUUAGUUUCAACGCACGAGCAAACCAUUAAUGAAUUGCACUAUGAAAAUGAACGCCUAACAAGACAAAGAGACGAGUUUGAAAUUCGUUUGUCUACCUUGGAGACCGAAUAUGAAGAGCUGCUAGAUAAGACAAUUGCAGAAGAGGAAGCAAACAGCAACAUUGACAUUACCGAAACAAUAGCAGAAUUGAGGGGUAAACUUGAGGCUCAAUUCGCUGCUAAGAAAGAAGUACAGCAAAAAGAAAUUGAAGAAUUGAAACAAGAGCUAGAGAAAAAGAAUGAAGAAUUACAUAAACUUAACAGUGCUCUCACUGAUUUGAAGAGAGCAAAUGAAGAAUUACAGAAUGCUCUUAAUGAUAAAGAAGGAAAAUCUGAUGGCCAGAAAAGUGUUGCAGAUAAAGAAAAAGAUAUGGAACGAAUUCGCAAAACCAUGGCACAACAAUUGGCUGAUUUUGAUAUUAUGAAGAAAGCUCUAAUGCGCGAUCUACAAAACCGAUGUGAAAAAGUCGUUGAGCUUGAAAUCUCUUUGGAUGAAACACGAGAACAAUACAAUAAUGUGUUACGCAGCAACAAUAAUAAGGCACAACAAAAAAAGAUGGCAUUUUUAGAAAGGAAUUUAGAACAACUAACAAAUGUACAAAAACAACUUGUUGAACAAAAUUCAUCAUUAAAGAAAGAAGUAGCCAUCGCUGAACGUAAACUUCUUGCCCGUAAUGAGCGUAUUCAGGCUCUGGAAGCCUUGCUGCAAGACGCGCAAGAGAAACUUACUACACAGAAUCAAAAAUUCGAGGCACAGUUACAAGCAGUACGCGAACGAUUAGAACAAGCAAGAUCUCAAAAAUCUGCAGCAUCUUCCACGCUCGCUGGACUCACCUUUGGCCGCAUUGCUAAACCACUUCGAGGUGGUGGCCUACCCGUAGCUGAAGCUAAUGGUUCGGAUAUAAUUGGAACACCUACCGUUAAUGCACAGAGUAGGAAGCGUUAG